UUUCAGGAUUCCCAUUCCUCUUCAAGUACCCUACACUUUCCUCAUCUCCUCUCAGUCCUCAACCCUGGAUCUCAUCAGCCCUCGAUCCGACGCCACUGCAGUCGCCGAUCAUCGUCUUCGAUCUUCUACAGUGUCCUCUUCAUCUCAGAUGGAGGAAUCGGAGGCAGUGGACAACAAAAAAGUUCUGACAAUUGGCUAUGUUAUGAAACCAUCUCGUGAAGAGGACUUUUUCAAGAGAGGUGCUUUCCCUGUGCAUCCUACAAAAAAUGGAUUGGUGUUUGUUCCUAUCAGGUUCCACCUUCCAUUAGCAUCUCAAGUACAAAAUGUGGAUGCAGUUCUCCAUAAAGCAACAGAUGAGAUCAUCAGCAUUGACUUGUCCUUUCCUUUAGAUUUCCCCAAGGGGAUUUCAUUUUCCAAAGGAAUGCAUGAACUGGAAAGGUAUGUUCAGACUCAUUCUGAUUGUUGCAUGAUAGAUCCGCUUAUUAACAUAUAUCCUUUAUUGGAUCGCUACAAGAUCCAACAACUUCUGCUUGAACUGCAGUACCUCAGUAAUGAAUCUCGCAACAGACUCCGGGCACCUCACUUUUUACAGGUUGAUAAUUUUCACAACCCUAAACUUAAGGAGCAAUUAGCAGAAGCUAGGUUAUCAUUUCCACUUAUUGUGAAACCGCAGGUUGCUUGUGGCGUAGCAGAUGCUCAUGAUAUGGCAUUAGUGUUUAAGUAUGAAGACUUUAAUGGCCUUGGUGUUCCACUUCCUGCUAUCGUGCAGGAAUAUGUGGACCAUGGUUCCUCACUGUUCAAAUUUUACGUGUUAGGAGAGAAAGUUUUCCAUGCUGUGAAGAAGUCUAUGCCCAAUUCUAGUUAUUUAUUAUCAAUGGCAGAAAAAGAUGGGUCUGGUUCAGUCCUUUUUAACAGUUUGAAAUCCUUACCAAUUUCCAAAGAGGAUCGGCCAUCAGAUCAGGGGAUAAAGGCCGAUAAAAUGACUCUUAAUGUAGAAUUAGUCAAUGAUGCUGCAAGAUGGUUAAAGAAAAGACUUGGGCUCACCAUUUUCGGAUUUGAUGUUGUCAUUCAAGAAGGUACAGGAGACCAUGUCAUUGUGGAUUUAAACUAUCUUCCAUCUUUUAAAGAAGUACCAGAUAGUGAUGCCAUGCCUGCAUUUUGGGAAGCAAUCAAAAACUCAUAUGAGAUCAUGAAAGAAAAGAAAUUGACAGAAGCUCCAAUUGCUGACACAUAGAUAUGUGAAUUUGAUUGAGUUCUUGAUGGAUAUUUCGGAAACUUUAAGGAGGCCAUAAAUGAGUUCCCCGAACUCAAAUGUGUCUUACUGUCAUAACGUUUCGCUUGUUAACAUGCGCAGAUGACUUCGACGUAACCAGCAAAAUAACCUUUAUCUUCAGUCCCUUUCUUGUCUGAUUUGCAAAGUGUCCUUCAUUGGUCAGCAAUGCUGGUAUCCUCUUUGUCUCUCAUUAGUAGAAGCAUUAAGUCAUGUGAAAAGUUGGUGCAAAGCUGUUGCAGUUAGCAGAUUUUAAUCUUCAAAUUGUUGAUA
Asparagus officinalis (garden asparagus) is the source of this 1543-nucleotide messenger RNA. RefSeq names its product inositol-tetrakisphosphate 1-kinase 6-like. The transcript has 9 exons. The record is from RefSeq and is a predicted model, not a curated record. Gene Ontology annotation, molecular function: inositol-1,3,4-trisphosphate 5-kinase activity; inositol-3,4,5,6-tetrakisphosphate 1-kinase activity; inositol-1,3,4-trisphosphate 6-kinase activity. Bases 149 to 1234 code for a protein of 361 amino acids. Gene Ontology annotation, cellular component: cytoplasm. NCBI's taxonomy places the organism in Eukaryota, Viridiplantae, Streptophyta, Magnoliopsida, Asparagales, Asparagaceae. Gene Ontology annotation, biological process: inositol trisphosphate metabolic process.